Messenger RNA from Vigna umbellata (rice bean), 861 nucleotides. The record is from RefSeq and is a predicted model, not a curated record. NCBI's taxonomy places the organism in Eukaryota, Viridiplantae, Streptophyta, Magnoliopsida, Fabales, Fabaceae.
AUGGCUGAUUUGAUAAGUAGUCUUCCAGACGAAAUAAUUUGUUAUAUUCUUUCUCUUCUUCCAUCCCAACAAGUUGUUGCAACCACUGUUCUCUCCAAGCGAUGGAAUCUUCUGUGGCGUUCAGUUCCCUCUUUUGAUUUCGACAACAUUAACGAACUCUUUUGGCAUAGCUUCGAGGAAAAAACGUUUUAUCGCUCGGUGGACUAUUUCUUGCUUCUGCAUGGAGACCAGCCCCUACAUAGAUUUCGCCUCAGAUUUAUAAUCCAGCCCCUAUAUGUAUUUCCCCUCAAAUCUGAAAUCAUCUAUUAUCUUACUGAACGAUUAAACAUAUGGAUUAAGGAUGCAGUGAGUGGAAGUAGUAAACUUCAGCACCUCGACCUCUAUCUGAAUAGCAAUAAUGUUUUGCCCUCUGUGGUGUUUAGUUGCAAAACUCUUGUAGUUCUGAAGUUGGCUUACACAACCGUGAAAGAUAUUUUCGUUGUUGAUUUGCCCUUACUUAAGAUCUUGCAUUUGAAUUUUGUUUAUUCCUCAAAAGAAGAUGAUUUUUCUCAACUUCUUUCUGGAAUUCCUAAUCUUGAAGUAUUGGAAGUUAGAGAUACACGUCUCAUUAACGAAGGAAAGUUCAAGGAAUGCCCUAAGUUGGUCAGAGCCGACAUCGAUGGUGGUUUAGUUUCUCUUGAAAUUGUUAAGAAUGUUGAAGUUUUGUUCCUACGUGUGAUAUGUCGUCAAGAACUGGUGAUUGACUUUCAGAAUUUAGUUGAACUUCAAUUGAAGUAUACUUUUUUUCCUAUCAAUUGGGUCGUGGUCCUGGAAUUGCUCAAGCAUUGUCCGAAGCUUCAAACACUUGACAUUAAGGUUUGA